Molecule: messenger RNA, 3832 nt
Organism: Globicephala melas (long-finned pilot whale)
Lineage: Eukaryota; Metazoa; Chordata; Mammalia; Artiodactyla; Delphinidae
Gene: TMEM71
Product: transmembrane protein 71
Source: RefSeq, a predicted model, not a curated record
CCUGGGAGGCGGGGCUUUGCGGCAGUUGGCUGACAGCUGGCGGGAGGGGCCCUGGUUACCGAAGGAAGGAACGCGGGCCCCGGGACCCCAUUGGCAGUUGUGAAGUGUUUGACCUUUGAGAGGUACUUGCUUAAUCACUCAACAAAUGUUGAGUGAUUUCUGCUUAAUACUAGAAACUGGGUGAUGCAGAGUGAGAGAACAGGAAGAAAAACAAAAUGAGGCAUCCAAAGCUAAGGGAACUUGCCGUGAUGGAGAGGUGGAUACAGAAACAACAAAGUACAGUAUGAAGAUAUAAUUAUUAUUGCUAUUUAAGAGAAUUGCUCUUAGAAGGGAAAGAAUCUUCUUUUGGUGACAACACAAAGUCUGUGAAAAUGCAGUGUGAUUGAAUAUAUGUUGGAAAAGAAAACCCUAUUGCCAGUUGUUUACCACUGAUCCGGCUGUUGGCUCGCAGAAGGAUGUGAGUUACCGAAAUGAACAGUGUAAACGCACGCAACUGAUCAUCCUCACAAUAGGAAGAAAAAUCCUGCUACUUACUGUUUGCUUAUAAAGAUGCUACAGGGAAUGCGUGGUUGCUGGAGGAGGUCAUGGAGAGGACGUGACCAAAGGGUGACCCGUGGGCUGGACCUGGCUAAUGGGAGGCUCCUCAACCUCUCCCCUGUCUUGGGAAUGUUUGUUCUGCCUGCUGUUCCGGCAGUGGGAGCCAUUUUCAAGGAUGAAGCCUUGAGAGAGUAAGAUGUUGUUGGGACCAUCUGGACUGAAUAUGUGACUGAACCCCCUUAAAACCUCUAUAUAAACUUUGGAGAUUCAGGCAGGUGCGUGCAGAGAUCUACUCAUCUUGCAGCGCCCAAGACAAGCCUUGCAGCUGGGAUGACGAGUUAGCUCAGAAGAGCAACCCUCGAGGGACUGUGAUGUAUCCAGCUGGUCUGAUUCACCCCCCACUGCUGGUCCAGGAGACAGCUUUCAUCUUCACCAUGUUCCUCAGCAUGAAUGCCACUGACAUGAGCCCCACAGGAAGUAUGACCUCAUUCUGCCUCUCAGCAGAACGGUUGCUCAGGCUGUUUUUUAAAAGAAAACAAGAGCAGUUGUAGGCUGCCUUUCCCAAGAACUACGAGCUCUUCUAUUCUAGGAAACAGCCAAAAGAACAAGAGGCUGCCGAAGACAAAAUUUCUCUGCAACGGCCUGCACAGGGCAAUGUGUGCAGCCAUCUUUUAGGAGGAGGACAAGGUGGAUUUUCCUUUCUUAACAUCUGCACCUGUUGAUACGCUGACGCUAUUUUCAGCCGAAGAACUGCUAAGUCCUGGAUUUCUCCUCUCUCAACCACAGGAAACUUCAUAUUUCAGUAAUUUUUUUUGUUAUUUAUCAAUAGGAAGAAGGGACUGGGAACUUUCUUUGGAAGGAAUAUGUAUGGGCAGAUUAUUUUUCAGUACAGAUGAGUUGUUUUGAUGGAACUGGUAGAUGCGAUCUGUUUCUUGAAAAGUCUUAGAGCUGCAACUGAAGUCUUUUUCAGUGUUACUAAUACUUGAUUAACUAUUAGUUAACUGUAGCCUGUUAUAACUAUUUGUAAGAUGUAGCAGUAAGACCUUGCUUUCUGCUAUGCAAUUUGUUGGCUUAAAAUUAAACUUGAUGAUUGGGAGUAACUAACAUAGGGUAAUUUGGGCUGGACAAAAAGUGAAAGGACAAGUGACAUACUAUUAUGUUAGAGGGCAAAAAAUAUUAUUUUAUAUUCCAAGCCAUUAAAAUCUAUGAAUGUCUGCUUUGACUUAGAGAUCUUCCAAGGAAUGCCAGAAGUUCUCCUGAUUUCUCUUAAGGUCUCUGUAAGAAAAUCUGUAAAGUUUGAACAAGCAGCCUUCCCAAGAUGAACCGAAUAUCUCAACUGAUGUCAACACCAGUAGCAAAUUCUUCCCGGUCUGAGAAAGAAUACGCUGUAGAACUGUCUCCCCCAUGCAUUUUCCCAAGUCCCUUUGACUGCUGCCCCAUAGAUCCCCUGACAGGCUCCCACCUUACCUGUCGCCGAAGUCCCAGACUCCUCACCAAUGGCUACUACAUCUGGACCGAAGACAGUUUUCUCUGCGACAAAGAUGGCAACACAACUCUGAGCCCCUCCCAGACCAGUGUCCUGUACAAGGAGAACUUAGUCAAAAUAUUUAGAAAGAAAAAGAGAAUCCGCCGUUCUUUUUCUUCUCUCUUCAACCUCAGUGCCUCUGAAUCUUGGCUGCAUGGAAACACCUUUGGUAAUGCUGACUCUUCCCCCAAUGAGGACGUCUGGUUGGAGGGGGUCAGGAGGCUGGAAACAAACCAUUGCAAUGAAAAUGGAGGUGGUUUGGACUGUUCACUGAUGGAUAACUGGGAGUCGGAGAAGCUAAAUGCAGAGUCUGUGAAAACCUCCUUUUCCAGCCAUGUCACCUCUCGGAGUCCUGGAGAAAACUCCCACAACCUGCCUCCUCGGUCCCAGUUCACAGCUUCUGAACCUUUCCAGGAAAACAUUUUGGAUCAUCCAAAUAAGAAUACUCAAGUUCUGACAGGCCAAGUAAGCCUCUGUACAUGUUCUGUGUUGUAUCUAGAAUGUCUCCCACGGGCUACACCUGGAAGACCCCUGCUCUUUCUUCAAGAAACCAGUUUGUUAGGAGAGGUCUCCUUUCAAGCAACUCUGUUUGCUGCAUGCUUAAUUAUCUCUGCCUGUGCAAGAUGGUUUCUGGGAGGAAUCAUAGCCAGUGUCUUCACAUGCUCCUUGGUGAUAACCAUUGCUUAUGUCGUCAAGUCAUUUCUUCUCAGCCUUGCCAACUCUUUCAAAGCCACCACCUGCACUUGGUUUUGCCAAAAUUUGACAACCAUUCAGGAGAGCCUCUGAUGAAUGUCUUCAAUCUGAAUAUCCAGAAAUUGUCCCAUUUGUAGUCUGCUUGGAAUCAACUGUUUUAUUGGAAAGAGUGAACAAGUGGAUAACUGAGAAAAAAGAACAUUUUAAUUUGGUUAUGUGGUUUAAAAAUAAAUCUCAGUUUUGGCCUCACAAUGAUAAUAUGCUCAUGAAAAUAAUAUUAAUUUGUCUUUCCUCUGCAAACACAAGCAGUUGCAAGGAAAGGACUGGGAAACGUGACAGAGAACAAACCACCUGGAUGAGUGUUCUCUUAUUAUACCUUAAGGCAGUGGUUCUCAAACAUUAAUUUUCUUUAGAGAAUUCUAUGAGGAGCUUAUAACAAUGCAGAUUCCUGGGCCUGCCUGCCUGUACCUAUCCCUUGCUGAACUGCUGCAGUUGAACAAAGAAAGGGAAUUCACAUAAUCAGCACCAACUUGAAAGUAAAUAAAUGCGGUUUGUACAUAAACUAUAAUGUAGAAAAAGUUUUCAGUUCUUCCCAAGGAAUGGCCUAAUAGAAGGUGGUGACAGUAGAUAAUGGUUGAUGGAAAACAGGCAGGAGAGAGCCAUUUUUCAGAAAGUUCUUCUUUCUAACCAGUUUCUUUACCAAGUUUUCAAUCAUCUUGGCACUCAUGAUUACCUUUCACUCAAACUUCAAUUCAAAUAAAGAUAUAACACACAAAAAAUACCUCAGGGGCAAAAUAAAGGCAAAACACCGCAGUGCUUUGAAAUACACAAAAAUUGCACAGUUGCACUGAGGGAUUACAGGAGAUGCUCCUCUCCAUCCCUCUUGCUUGGUAUAUGUUCCCAAAUGUGGCCUGCGGUUCAAAUUUGUUUUGCAUGACAUUCUCUGGCUGGAGAAUUGUGUGGAGAAAAUUGUCUUUGCUUAAAAUGGUAAUGUCAAAAUAUCACUUUUUAUAUCAAUCGUACUUAGUGCCUUUUUGGUUGAAAAAGUUUUAUGGUAAUAAAUGGAGUCAUCAAUGA